AGAGAGAGAGAGAGGGAAGAGAAAGAGAGAGAGGCAGAGAGAGCGAGAAAGGGCGAGCGAGAGAGGAGAGAGAGACUGCAACAGCAGCCGGCAUGGAGCUCGAGCCUUUCCGGGGGAGAGCGAGCAUCCUCUAAUCUGCCAGGGUCACGGUAGAAUACAUGGACACCUGAGACAACAGACUACACUUCUAUAUCACCAUGAGGAACUGCUGACACCCCCCUCACCUGACUACCAGAGAGAACACACUUUCUUCCUCCCAUCCUCUCUCCCACUCCGCCCGUCUUCACAAGGAUAAGCGUUAUUGUCGAGAGUGGAACAAGUGAAUGUCAGAGGACAAAAUAGAGAAAAAAGCUGAAGCCCUCCCUUGACCCUUGAUCUCUAACCCCUGACCUGUGACCUCAGUAUGUCAGGUCUGCGUGGUAAGCUGCAGCGUGUCCAGUGGCGGGCAGGAUGGCACUCCUUCACCAGACCAAACGAGAGCAUGUUGGACUCUGGGACAGGUGGUACAAGCAGCCAUGGCACCAAACUAGCGAGGGUGUUGUCCACGGUAGACCUGGUGUCACUAGGGGUGGGCAGCUGCGUUGGCACGGGGAUGUACGUGGUCUCUGGGCUGGUUGCUAAGGAGAUGGCCGGACCUGGCGUCAUCGUCUCCUUCAUCAUCGCUGCUGUCGCCUCUAUACUGUCAGGAGUGUGUUAUGCUGAAUUUGGGGUUCGCGUUCCCAAGACAACAGGCUCAGCCUACACCUACAGCUACGUGACAGUGGGGGAGUGUGUGGCCUUUUUCAUUGGCUGGAACCUGAUCCUGGAGUACRUGAUUGGUACAGCCGCGGGGGCGUCYGCUCUCAGCAGCAUGGCGGACUCACUAGCCAAUAAAAGCAUCUCUACGUUUAUGACUACYCACAUCGGAACARUCAYRGGCCUGGGUAAAGGAGAGCAGUCGUACCCAGACCUCCUGGCCCUGCUGAUAGCAGUGAUAGUGACAGUGAUCGUGGCCCUGGGGGUGAAGAACUCAGUAGGGUUUAAUAAUGUGUUGAAUGUGAUCAACCUGAUGGUGUGGGUCUUCAUGAUGGUGGCCGGACUCUUCUUCGUCAYCGGACACAACUGGGACGAUGGAAGGUUCCUACCCUUCGGGUGGUCAGGGGUGAUGCAGGGAGCGGCAACAUGUUUCUAUGCAUUCAUAGGGUUUGACAUCAUCGCUACAACAGGAGAGGAAGCCAAGAGUCCCAACACCUCUAUACCCUAUGCUAUUACUGUUUCCCUCAUCACCUGCCUUACUGCAUACGUCUCUGUAUCAGUGAUUCUGACUCUGAUGGUUCCCUAUACAGAGAUCGAUGCAGACGCUCCCCUGAUGGAGAUGUUUGCUGUCCAUGGCUGUUAUUUUGCWAAGUACAUAGUAGCAGUAGGCUCUGUAGCUGGCCUGUCUGUCAGUCUCCUGGGCUCUCUGUUCCCCAUGCCACGAGUCAUCUACGCUAUGGCUGGAGACGGACUGCUGUUCAGGUUCCUGGCCCAUGUGUCUCCCUACACUGAGACUCCAGCGGUGGCAUGUGUUGUGUCUGGCUGUCUGGCUGCUCUCCUCUCUCUCCUCGUCUCCCUACGAGAUCUCAUAGAGAUGAUGUCCAUAGGAACACUACUGGCUUACACACUGGUUAGUGUGUGUGUGUUGUUGCUACGCUACCAGCCAGAAUCAGACAUCCACGGCUUUGUGAACUUCCUGUCUGAGGAGCAGUCCAAUAAGAAGAAAGAGGGCGUGUUAGCUGAGUGUGAGAAGGAAGUGUGUUCUCCAAUCAGUGAAGUAGAUGACUACGGAGGACCUCAAACUAACACCUGUGGAGCUAAGAAUCUCCCCUCGCUAGGCGACAACGAGAUGCUGAUUGGUAAACCAGAUAAAACCACUUACACUGCCAGCCACCCGAACUACGGCACCGUCGACAUGGGCUCCGGCAUCGAAUCAGAAGAGUCYGAGGGCGGGAUGUCGUGGAGGUUGAAGAAGCUGAUUGGUCCGCGGUACUACACCAUGAGYAUCCGAUUGGGCCUSCCUGGGAAGAUGGACCGGCCCACUCCGGCAACGGGAAAGACAGUUACUGUCUGUGUCCUCCUCCUCUUCCUCGUCGUGUUCAUCUUCAACUCCUUCAUCAUCUUCGGAGCGGCCAGCAUCGGUGAUGGCAGCUGGUGGGCUCUUCUCCUGCUGAUCUUCCUGGUCAUCUUGAUGGCCCUCCUCAUCGUCAUCAUCCUGCAGCAGCCAGAGAACCCUAAGCGACUGCCCUACAUGGCUCCGGCUGUUCCCUGGGUUCCUGCUGCUGCCAUGCUGGUCAACAGCUACCUGAUGUUAAAACUGUCUGCCAUCACCUGGAUACGCUUCGCUGUCUGGUGUUUCCUAGGUAUCCUGAUCUACUUUGGCUAUGGGAUGUGGAACAGUACUUUGGAGAUCAGGUCCAGGGAGCAGGAGGUCCAUGCGUCUACAUACCAGCGCUACGAUGGUCACCAUGCCGGGGUGGACGACGGCUUCUCAGGCUUCAGRGUUGACGACGACKUCUACCCCCCUAGCAACAACGACCCCUGGGCCGCACCAGACGGUGURGACGGGUCAGGGCUGGUACCCCCCAAGGCUGAUGAUGAUGAUUGGACGGUUCCGAAGGGAGGAGCUAAGAGAGCGUUAGCGGAGGAGGACCCAGUGGAUUUCUGAGAAGAAAGGAAUGAUGGACGGAUGGACGGAUGUUUCCGAGAGGAUUGAUAGAUGUUACUGUUGUAAACACCUGAAUGUACUGCCGGCUGCCUGCCUGCCUGCUGGGUGUGUGUAUGUGCGUGCGUGCCUGCGUGCGAGUGAGUGCGUCCAUGUGAAUGUUUGUGUGGGUCCCUUGUUACUUAUUUAAAAACUCUUUUUUUUUUUCAUUGAGGAAAUAUGAUCCUAUGGAGGUAAGCUGUAGACUACCAAUCAGAAACAGUGGGCGGGGUCUUUGGGUUGAUUUGGUGAUGGGCAUACAGUGAAGGUAUUUUCCUCUCACUAUAGACAGUCCAGAGUGAUGACAGACUGGGAGCGACGAGUCAGCAUUUCCUGGUUCACCACACACACAYGAAGCUGUCAGAGCGCUGAGCCGAGGUCACUUCCUGUCACUGGUCCAGGUGUCUCUGCUGCUUCUCUCAUCUCACAGAGAGGAAACUAGCUACACACACACACACACAGACACACUUCGACACACACCCGCCUCUCCAGUCUCUAUCUGGGAAGGAGAGGGGCUGAUGGGGUUUUUGUGUCACAUA
Salvelinus sp. IW2-2015 is the source of this 3258-nucleotide messenger RNA. RefSeq names its product solute carrier family 7 member 14a (gene slc7a14a). Gene Ontology annotation, biological process: amino acid transport; transmembrane transport. The record is from RefSeq and is a predicted model, not a curated record. Gene Ontology annotation, molecular function: amino acid transmembrane transporter activity. Gene Ontology annotation, cellular component: plasma membrane. Lineage: Eukaryota; Metazoa; Chordata; Actinopteri; Salmoniformes; Salmonidae.